Schistocerca gregaria is the source of this 531-nucleotide messenger RNA. RefSeq lists its product as uncharacterized. Lineage: Eukaryota; Metazoa; Arthropoda; Insecta; Orthoptera; Acrididae. The transcript has 3 exons. The record is from RefSeq and is a predicted model, not a curated record. The coding region runs from base 1 to 531 and encodes 176 amino acids.
AUGGAUAAGCCGGACUUGUACAACCUCGGGUGUGCUCCCAUCACGCUGCUGGCCGCCAAACAGAUUGACGAGCUGUGGUCGGUCUUCACGUGGCCGAAGCAGCCGCUGCCGGUGCUCGACAUUGGCUGCGGGCCCGGUGACGUCACCAGGAAGGUUUUAGCCCCACGGCUGCCGCCGGGUACGAAGCUGGUGGCCUGCGACAUCAGCCCAGAGAUGCUGGAGUUCUGCAGGCAGCACAACGCGCUCCCAGGCACCAUCACGUACGAGCAGCUGGACGUGGUUCAGCCCGACCUGGAGAACUCCGCCGUGUGGCAGUACGCGCCCUUCGGCAAGGUGUUCUGUUUGCUGCUGCUGCAUUGGGACGUGAAGCAGUUCGUAUCUCCGUACCAGCACAGUGAGGACCCAGUGAGCGACUUCCGCCAGCUGCUGCAGACUGAGGGCUACCAGGUGCUGCGCUGUGACGUAACGCCGGAGGUGGUCUUCUUCCCGAGUGAGAUGCAGCGUAGAGGUGAGCAGCUCCUUUACCUUUAG